UUGGUGUCCCGAUCGUGGGAAAUGAAGGAGAUCCACCCGGGCCAGGCGGAGAGAUUCUCUCUUUUUGGCUCCCGCUCCUCGGGCAAACCCUCCAACCCCCCUUCCUCCUCCUCCUCCUCCUCCUCCUCUUCCUCCUCCUCCUCUCCCGCGGCGGCCCUGAGCAAAGCGGAGUUCCUGGACUGCGUGCGGCGCAGUAACCAGGCCUGCCAGCAGGGGGAGUUCGGGCUGGCCGAGCGUCUCUAUGGCGACGCCCUGGCCUCCGACCCGCAGAACCCCAUCCUGUACAGCAACCGCUCCGCCGCGCGCAUCCGUUUGGGCCAAUACGGCCCCGCCCUGGAGGACGCCCUCCAGGCCCGCAUCAUCAACCCCAAGUGGCCCAAGGUAAGGCGCUACCGGAGGGUCACCUGUUGCCGGGCGAGAUCUGAGAAGGGAAGGGCGUCUCCGGACUGGUAUCCGGAAUCAGAGCGGGUCAUCGGUGAAGGUUCAGUGGGAUCCUUCUCUGAAGUGGACGCCAACCAGAUGUUUACGGAGAGGCCUGUCAUUAGCCACGACCACAUGCUGCCAAAGCCUCUACGUACAAGUGGCGUCCGGGGUCAGGAGGUCAAAGGUCAGAGCAGGGUCAAAGUGUGA
Molecule: messenger RNA, 630 nt
Organism: Menidia menidia (Atlantic silverside)
Lineage: Eukaryota; Metazoa; Chordata; Actinopteri; Atheriniformes; Atherinopsidae
Source: the annotation of a GenBank genome assembly